Molecule: messenger RNA, 9305 nt
Organism: Megachile rotundata (alfalfa leafcutting bee)
Lineage: Eukaryota; Metazoa; Arthropoda; Insecta; Hymenoptera; Megachilidae
Molecular function (GO): nucleic acid binding
Source: RefSeq, a predicted model, not a curated record
CUAUAUUCUUGCCGAUAGACGAAAGAUUAUACUGCACGAAUUAUUGAAGAGAUAAAAAGAGGAAACGUUUGUUCGCAGUUGUAGGGAAAGCGACAUCUGCAACGAAUGUGCUGCCAUCUGAACGACUUUUAUUUUAAUGUGAACUAGCAACGAUAGAUAGCGUCACCUGCUAUCUUGUGCACGUUUAAAAAAAAGCAAAGGACAACAAUACGCGAUCGAGUGCGGUGAAAAAAUCGGUGAAAUGGUGGAGUUGUGUCGCGAGUAUAUUUAGAAUCAGGUAAAAGGAAAGAAAAUAGGAUAACAACUGGAAAUUUGCAGAUACCACUUGCACGUUCCUUGGAUCACGAGAUACAACGACCCUAUGCCGCACGUGUCCGCUGAAUCUUUUAUAUGCAGUUGGUGCUGUCUUUGUAAAUAUCGUAAGAAGAUUCUAUAGCGUUUCAACCGGUCAAUUUCCUGGAUGAUUAACUACCUACAGCUAAAGAGUGUACGAUGUUGGAAGGUGGACGUGCAGUGAUCCGGCUCCUUGUAUCAGCCCUACAAGCUGCACGCCACCCGAAAGAUUCACCUACUAACCCAGUUGCACCUGUUUGAACCCACCAGUUGCAGAGUCCUGCACCGUAACCCCAUGACGCAUUUAACACAUGGCCCGCCUGGAGAAUUCGAGGCGGGAGUACCACAGUCUUAGUCGAGAAAGAAAACGUUCAUGUCUUGUCACGUUCGAUAUUCUGGAUUACCAAGCAUAGUGGUGCAUAAAGGCAGCAGGUCGCACAGCCGACCUGAGAGUCCCACGGUGGUGGUGCGAGGAGGAAUGCCAUCAGUGUCGUCCACUAGACAAGGCUUCGUCGUUGGUGAACGCUCGAACGCGUUGUAUCGGAACAGUUCAGAGACGGAUAUGAUAGACGGGAAUGUCAAUCCGAAUGUCGCUUCUUCUCCAACAUCGAAUUCGGUCCAGCAUCGUGCAUCGCCCUCUUGUCCCCCCGAUAAAACGGACACAGAGAACAAGAACUUUCGUAACAGGACGAACACGAAAGUGAAACUGCUGGUCAGGAGUCAUGCUAUGAGAGAAUCGACGUCUCCACCGAGGGAACCGCACAACGGUUCGUCGUCUCCGCAUAGUCCUCAAUCGGUGGACGGUGAGAAGAAGUUCGUGGGUAACCUGUCUCCUAAUUCCACUAACGCGAAGCUCAAUAACAACGAGUCAAUGUUCAACAGUAAUCUUUAUCCGAAUCAGUCCCCGAAGCAAAUGCGUAACACGGCCACUUCGCCCACCUGUCGAGCCCCAUCGCGAAACGGUCAAUCUAGUCCUUCUCAAGUUCACUCACCAAAGAAUCAUACGUCUCCAACGAACGGCAAUAAGUUGGAGAAUCAUCGUUCCAAGAUGACAGGCUCGAACGUGAUCCAAAAAUACAAUAACUGCGUGAAAAACAAUCAAAACGAUCGACCUGGUCUGCUGCAGACACCGGUAUCUCCAACGAAGUCUGGCCAGGCGUUACAGCACUCGCCAAAGAGUACCAACUUGGCCCAAAAUGCGCAAAACAAUCAACAGAAGUCGGAACAACGUAGGCCGAACACGUUAAACAUUUGCAACAACCAGUGUAACAACACUCAGUGCGGCAAUACCUUAUCCGUAAGCAGACCAGGCUCUAGACACAAGCUGAGACACCAAAAUUCUUCCCAGGGUAGUUUCGACAGCGCCUCACCAUGCCUGUCGCGAGAUAGCAGUACGGAAUUGUACACUGACAGCACUGGGAUAGAUCUGGAGCAUUUCAUUGCGGAAACUAUUAACCGCAAUCAGAAGGAUCGCACGGUGUUGUUGAAAAUAGAGAAGGAUUUAAUAGAAUUCGCGCGGGAUAAGCAGAAAGUUUGUCACAAGUUUCCAAAUAUGUCCUCGUACAAUAGAAUGUUGGUACACCGCGUGGCUGCUUACUUCGGAAUGGAGCACAACGUUGAUCAGUCGGGUUCCAGUGUCAUAGUUACUAGGACGAAGAACAUGCGAAUUCCAAAUACUCGUUUCAAGGAACACAUCAGAGACGAUUUGAUCCUGUCGGAGGAACCACGUCGCAGUAUUCUGAAACGCGAUUCCAGUUCGUUCGAGGACAGUUUCAAUUUCAAGUCUCCUGAUAGACUGUCUGGCGAUUAUUGCCGACAAAACAAGAGUUUCGAGGAACGGGAGGAGGAAUAUGAACGUGCUAGACGAAGGAUAUUCAAGGAUAGUAGUGGAGAGAGCAGCGAGGUUGUUUCAUGGCCUUAUUGGUCCUCUUCGGAAAGUUCUGAUGCUUCUGCGAGAUACCGCUUGUUGCAUCCUUCGGAUCACACGAUGAGGCAAACGAAACUCAUGAAAGGAGAAUCUUUCGAUGGAAGAGAAUCUUGUCGCGGUUCUAUAUUAAGGCCAUCAGUUUCCAAAUCCUUUAGUUUUGGUGGUUACACCAGAGGUAUGCUUUCGAGAGGAGACAGUGUCACGUCUACACAUAGUGCAGGGGCUCGGCUUAUGAAGCAAGAUUCAGGUGCUAGUAUGUGUUCACGACUAAGUCCUUCGAGUAGCGGUUACAAGUCGCAGAGCCAGCGCAGCGAUGCAACGAUAUCUCCUUCUCCUUCGCCAUCUCCCGUGGCAAAUAUGACGUGUAGUCAUACUCAAGUAUCUAGUCAGGAUCUCGCAUCACCAGAGUCAAAUAACCAAACGGUUAUGUGGGCGGUCACCAGUAUAUCCAGUGUACCGCCUGGUAGCAUAAUCAUAAACCCUCAAACCAAUCAGCCAUACACAAAUCCGGACGGUUCGAUUUAUCGUUUCGAUCCGGAGAAUCCACCAAAAUUUUAUACUGCUGCAUCGUCGCAAGAAAAUGACGGAAACAACGUGUCGCCUGUUAAAAACGUAGAAUCAUCCGAGCCAUGCAAAGUUAAUAAUAUAAAAAAUGAAAAUAAAAAGAAAUCACAAUGCAGUAAACAUAGCGGUAGUAAUACAACUACAAUUACUCGAGUGACAAACUCCGCUACGUCACCGAGUUUGCCAUUUACACCUCCACCGCCGCAACAGCAGCAAAACCUAGGACCAUCGCCACCGCAGCUGCAACAGCAACAACAGCAGCAACAUCAGCAACAGCAAACUCUAGUCAAAUCGUCAUCGACGAUGCAAACUUGUAAUCAUAACCAAACAGCUCAACCAUAUUCGACUUAUCCACCUACCUCAGAACCGUACAACCAAGGUGUUUAUCAACCCUCUGUGGGUCAGCAGACUGUGAUGAUGACUCCUCAUCCGAGUCAGAGUCAGGCGAAUGUUCAGAAUAAUGGUCAAGGGGAUGUGUACAAUCAGAAUUCAGUUUAUACGAAUUAUGCAGCAGUACCUGUACAGCAAGGACCAGUAUCACAAACAGAAGUAACUGAACUGUCAGGAUACUUUAUGGGAAUGAGUAUCUAUGAUCAGCGUGUAGCUGGAGAAAAUCAAUCUACACCUCCUCAUUCUUAUCCACAACCACAGCCAUCCGUGAAUCAGACAGUGCAAAGUGUGCAAACGAUGCCACAGAAUUAUUGGCAACCACCACCUAAUUCGAUACCACCCCAACAGACAAUGUAUUUCGUACCUCCACCUGGUACAGCACUUUCGGUUAGUCAGGGUCCAGGUGAUAGGCAACAAUUGCAUCAACAACAAAGAUUCACGACAAAUUAUUCUUUUAAUGCACAAAAUAUGACUCCUCCGAGCCAAUCAAAUUCUAAUUAUGUGGGUAGUUAUCCAGUACCUUACAAUUCGAUGCCUACUGUCACACCAACACCAGGUGAUUAUACGUACCAAGCACCGGUUCACAUGGUCCCCACAUAUUAUCCACCAGGUCAAGCGACGAUUCAACCACCACCUGUCAUGUACAGAGUACCAACUCCACCAAACACUCCAACUUCUAAUCAGAUGUCCGGAAUGCCAUUGAUGUACGUUAACUCUGGCAGCUAUCCCCCACCAACAAUGGUAUCCAAUGGAACUUUUGGUCAUCAAGUCGGACAUAAUGGCACGUCACCUGCGCCUCCUGGAACAUACAUUACUCCCGCGCUGGUUCCUAAUCUCGUUUUCAGGCAAAACGUUCCUGUUGUUGCCGGUGUUCGAGCUUCGACACCAGGUAACUCUCAGAGAACAAGCAGGUCGCCGACUCCAGCACACGAACUCUUCGGAAGUGGGAGCGGGGACAGAAACGCACAACCCCAACCGCGCUACCCACUGCCAAUGUAUCAGGGUGUUCAUAUUGUGCAAGGGGACAUGAGGUUAAUGCAUCCAGGAGUACCAGCUAACCCGCGGUUGCAGUAUGCGCCGGUACCAUCACCACCAGUUGUUCAGGGUUGUCCGCGACCUUACAGACCACCUUCGUACUCGUCGAACACUUCAGGCGCUGGUACACCCACCUCGUUUGAUGGAAGAAAUCAGAAGAUUCGUAAACCGAGGUCCAAAGUAACACAGUUACCAUCAACCGGCACGCGGCCCAAUCUCUAUCAAACACCUUCCAUGCCAUCGCUUUCAUCUAAUGUACCAAAAGAUAUCAGAGAAGAAACACUGUUUUACUUGCAGGGACCGUGAAGGUGACAAUCACCAGUCGAAAUCAACUGGUACAAUAUUAAGUACCUGGGCCAAUUGAGGAACGAAAUACCGGCUGAACGUGAUGAAAAGACAAUUGAUUCGUUGCAAGCUGAUACACCAAGAAACUGGAAUGGCAGCUCGUGGUUCAUCGAUACACACACAUCUACACAGACACACAAGCACACAAUGAUUCUCAUUAUUAAUAUUAACUAUACUUUUAAAUAAAUAUUUAAGAGAAGAGAAUAUAUAAAAAGCACACACUGAUAGAGUAUAAAAUUCACGUGUUACAAAAUUGAGAUGAAGCAAACAAGAACGAAAAACACCUUUAUGAUAACGAAGAAACGGUUAUGCGCGUAUCUUUUGAUAAAGAAAGAUGGAAAGAUUACGAAAAUAUCAAUAUAUACCAUGUUGAAUUCGUUCACAGUAUUUAAACAGAAAAAGGUCUAUACAGGUUGAUUCAAAAAAGAAAGACAUACCGAAGAAAUGGAAAUUCUCUAUAGUAAAAGAAAUCGAAAAGACUUUUAAAGUUUUGCUAUUUCUAAAGAUUCGUUUUCGAGGUACAAGCAAUUACAAAUUGAGGUGUCCAAACUUCAACUUUUCGAUCUUUUUAAUCAUAGAGAAUUUACAGUUGUAGAGUGCAUAUAUUUUUUGAGACAGCCUGUAUUUAUAUGUAUGGAAAGAGAAGGUUUAAUGAAUGCGUUGUUUUCGCUAUAGAGCACGAUUAGACACAGUGGGUACACACCGAACAGAGUUACUGAGCAGAAUUUUAACUAUUACAAUUAUUAUAUAUAUAUUAUAUAUAUAUAUAUACAGUAUAUUAUAUCUGGAGAUAUUUUAAUCGCGGUUUUACAGAUACUAUAUGAAUGUGAGAUUUACUUUUAAGGAAAAAAGGUACUUUUAAAAGUGAAUACAGAUAAAAAUACACAGGGAUUGCUUGUACAUACAAGAUCCGUGUGUAAUAAUGAUAAAACUAAUGUACGAGUAUUACAGAAUACACGACAUACUGAGUACGUUUACAGCAACGGCUGAAAUCCAAUCGAAAUCUCUGGAUUUGGCUCUACGUUCUUCUUUAAGGAAUGAUCAUUGCUCACUGAUUCUUCUAUGUACUGCCACCAAACGGUUGCGUCAAUCUCUUAAAGAGAGCAACAGCGAAAGAAAGAAAAGAAGGGAAAGUUGCUGCCAGUUGCGAUUCGUGGCCACACGAUCAAAUUAUUUGCUACCUCAAUUUUGUAUCGAAAACGUUUUAGUCUGUAUCGGCCUUUUACAGAGUUACAAACUCUCAAAGAAAGCUUUUGAUUCUUUUUUUCCGGGGAAAGUACCGACGAAUUCAGGCAUAUUCAUCGAAUAUUCUUUUUUUGCGCUGAUCAUUGAUGUUCUUAUGAUCCAAGUCACUUCUGAUCUCUGUACGAUUACUUUAGUACAAGUUAAUGUAACUCGAUCGAACGUGUAAACGUAUUCAGUACAUGGUCUAUGUAACUAGUUCGACACAGUAGUUAAGUAGCGCGAAACCAUCACAGCUUGGUAUCACGAAAAGAGAAUCAGUCUCUGAAAUAUUUUCAAUUUCGUUCCUUUGUUUUCUUCUUUCAUUUUGUCCGUAUUAGGGAAUUGAAAAGUUUAGUCGAAUACGAGACGUGAUAUUUUAUUUCCAAAGAUCAACGUGAAACGCGAAAGCGUUCACAAUGUUAACUAUGAUUCGUCUUCCAAGCUUCACAGCACGCUUCUGUAUCUUAUAGAUGUCUGAGCUACGUAAACAGGUAUACGUUCUACGAAGAAUUAAUAUGUAUAUCAGUUCGUCAGCGGUGAUGGUAACGCGUGAUCGUCGUAAUUAAUAAUGUCUCCGUCUGUGAAAACAAAAUUGAAUCUGCGGAUCAACGUAGACGAUUCUUGCGUCUCUUAUAAGUUAUUGCGUUCUAUACUUUGUUAAUCGUUCAACGUUUUUUUAAUUCAUGUAAACGCUAAAGGGUGUAAACACUGUUCGACUUAAGUUUCGUUCAGCGAGAGGUGUAUGUUGUUCCGCAGGGGAUAAACCAAGUGGAAUCCAUCCAGAAGCUUCGCUUACGGUGAUUGUACUUCAGGACGUAGGUGAAGGGUGUGCCUAUCUUUUUAUGAAAAGUCAAGCGUCGAAGAACGCGCGCAAUCGCUACCUUUUAUCUACCCUACGACAACAAGCGAACUAAAAAGGAGAGGGCACUAUUACUUUCUUCUUAAGUGGAAGCGUGAUAAAUUAAAUUAAAAAUGUUGUAGGUUAAAAAUCGCUGGACAAAACAUGAAAGAAAGAGAGAGUGAGUGUGUGUGUGUGAGAGAGAGAGAGAGAAAAUGUAUGCGAGACCUGAGCGGAGGAUAUCUAACGUUUCAAUUAUAAAGAGAUGGGCGCACAACCGUAGUGUUUAAUUGUACCUAAAGUCGUCGUAGUGAUUAAUGAAGAUAAUUGUACCUAUAAAACAAGAAGACAGUUCACGAAUCUCUCUAAGACACGAUUAAAACAAAAAGAGAUAAAUGAAAUAGAAUUAUCGGCUAUCGAAGAGAGAAACCGUCUGCAAAUAUCGUUUAAUGUAUCGUUACACCAAGUUAUCAGGAAAGGAUCAAAGCAAAAAGAACAAGGAUCUACAGCGUGAUAUAAUUUAAGGAUAAACGGUAAUUUGCAGAUAGUUGGACUUAGGUCUAACUGCCGAACGAAAGUCAUCAUCGCAAUUGCACACUCACGUUUAUUUAUUUUUCAUUUUGCUCGCCGUACGCUUUUAUCAGAACGUUUGAUGCAUUUGCUGCGCUCGUAACUCACAAUUAACCUUUUCUUUGCGGCGUUUAUUGUGCAAUGUCAAGACGUGGCAGGCUAUUUAUUUAUUAUUUAUUUUAGGUGACGAGUAAAUUGCUCACUCCGAAGUUCAACGAUAAUCAUAGAAAAUUACGUAUCUACCGUUCUGUUUUUUCCUGAAAGAUGGGUCAGCAGAUGCAUCAAGCGAAUCACGAGUGAUUUCAUAACUUCGCCUGGGCUAUUUCUAAAAAAAGAGGAGAAAAGAAGAAAGGGAACGUCGAGGAGAUCGACUCGAGGAGCAGUGAACUAGCGAUAGAAGAAUACGAUCGAAAGAAUGAGUGAUAAAAGUCGAAAUUAUAUGUUCGCAAGACCUCAACGUUCGUUUCCUACUAUUUUUGUAUGCAUAACGUAAAAAGGAGAUUGAUGGUAGUGAGAAUAAGGAGUUCAUGUAUGAGAGAGAGGGAGAGGAUGAUCGAAGCGACGAAGAAACAUAAUUGAGGAUGAGAAUUGAGUGAAAGUUUGGAGCUUUUCAUUUUUUCAGGAUUUGCAUCUUCCUGAUCACCUUCCGUUGAUCGCGUCGCCCAUAUGCCUUUAUAAGAAGACAUUUGUUUUUCGAGCUUUGUAACACUUUGAUGGCCAACGUCACGUAUUCAUGAUUAUUCCAAUUUGAAAACUGAUAAUUUUAUAGCGUGCUCUCAACAAUUUGCUAUUCGAUAAAAAAUUGCAACAGUCAUUAAUCGUGUAAAGUAUGCGGCCAUCAAAAUGUUAAGCCGAGAUCAUUUUUUGCACUCAGCUCUGAUUGUUGAUAUUAACCCUUUGCUACUCCAACUAUACCUCUCAGGCACAUAUCUGUAGUAUCUUUAUUCGAGUACCUUUCGGAAAUAAUCGUAGCUACUAUUUUUCUUACGCUUCGUGUUAAAAGAAUUAUUUUGUACAAUGAAUAUCGCAUGGCAUGAAAGAUCGGAGUGCAAAGGGUUAAAGAAAUAAAUGUCGGAUAAGAGAUCGGUAACUCGCAUUAUCUCGCAUUAAUUUUGAACUUCUUUUUGAAACCACUGUGCGGGACACAGGAAACAGACAUCGAUUCAUUCGUUACCGAUCUCUUCAAUCGUUAGCUGGCGUGAACUCAUUGUCUAGUUAAAGAUCGAAAAAGUUGAAACGGUGAUUAUAUUUGAAAGUAAAUUAUUUACGAUCUCGAUUGAAUUAACGAGGACGAGUUUUGAACAAGGUGCAUAAUUGCCUUCUUCGUGAAAUACUUGAUUAAUUUAUCGUUUCUUUAGUUGAAGAUAUCGAAUGGAUAGGAACAAACGAUGGCUGUGCCUUUAUGCUUAAAUGUUAUAUUUUAGACUUUUUAUUUAAUCUCGUUGUUCCUCGUCCUCCGUCGAAUGAUGAAUCAACCGAAGGUACUUUAUAUUUCUUAAGAGAGAUUAAUGGAUCGUCAAAUAUAUUCACCGAUCAUAGGGUACCGGAAUGAUAUGAGAACUCUUUGAGACUCAGAGCAAUUUCUUAUAAUAUUAAGUUAACAGAGUGUGUCGUAUUUAAAAUAUGCAGUGGCGAUUAAUGCAAAGUCCGAAGCAUUAUAAUUUUGGUCAUACUUUAGUUCAUGAACUUGUGAUUUGCUGUAUUUUUGUAUAAUAUGAGCGAAAUAAAUAGAUUUUGAUUCUCAAAGAGUAGUAAAAGGUAGUUGAUGGGACGCGUGAGUGUGCGUGUUGAAAAAGAAGGGAACACAAUGAGGAACAUUACCAGAAAAUGGAAGGAUUCGUUUAUAAUAUGGAUCGCGAAGGUGACCGAGAAGGUGAACUGCAAUUAGGAAUCGCAUGGUGGAAACAAAGAGCUAUACUACCAACCCAAAGAUGCACAACAUCAUAGAGAGUCGGACAAUUUGAUAGAACUCAUGUCAGUCUAAUUAUAUUUCUUGUUAUAUUAUAUACAUAUAUAUAUCAUAUUUUCCAAAAACGAAUUAUAUAUAAUUCAAUAAAAAAGAAGACACUCUCGUUUGAU